UCCUACUCCUCGUUAUCAUUUUAUUUUGAUGGGAGAAAUCUAAACAAACCUGUUUUUGUUGAAACUUUUAGCCAAAGGUUCUUCUGAAAAAUGUCGGAAGACAACGGCGACGAUCAAUGGGGUGAAGAGUUGAAAAGGGAGCCGAACAGUCCUCCUUCCGUUUUCUCCAGAUGCAGCUCCACUGGUUCAAUUCACACGCUGUCUAGCUCUGCGCACAACACUGAUGAUGAAGAUGACAGUGGCACCGACACACGCUCAUACAAAGAACGGCGACGUGAGGCGCACACACAGGCAGAGCAGAAAAGACGUGAUGCGAUCAAAAAAGGAUAUGAUGCGCUCCAAGCUCUUGUGCCGACUUGUCAGCAAGCAGAUGCAGCAUCUGGCUACAAAUUAAGUAAAGCUACAGUUCUCCACAAAUCCAUCGAUUACAUGCAGUACUUGGCACAGCAGCGCAGAAAGCAAGAAGAGGAGCGGAAUGCCCUGAGGAAAGAAGUGAUGGCUCUAAGAAUCAUGCAGGCAAACUAUGAAAACAUGGUUCGCGCCCACCAAGCACAGCCUGGGCCAACAGAGACUAGAGUGUCUGAUGACACCAAGUUCCGAUUAUUCCGAGCCAUCCUUGACAACUUAUUCGCCAGCUUCAAUUCAUCUGUGUCGACCACCAAUUUUUCAGAGCUAUCUGGCUGUGUUUUUGCUUGGCUAGAAGAGCACUGCAAACCCCAAAGACUUCGAUUUUUGGUCCAAAGUGUGCUCGACACAUUUUCUGUGAGGAAUCCUUCCUAGUCUUGCAGUACAACCACUGGCCGCUGGUGAACAUUCUUCAAAAGAUUAUAUUUUGACCUGGUAUAUUCUAAAUUCCAUUUAUCUUUUUGUUAAGUUUAAUGGCGUCAUAAAAAUUAUCAUUGUUAAACGUCAUAGCUAUACAGUUUUAUAAUUUUUAUUGCCUGGAUGGUAACUGUCCAGAGUUUUUUGAUCAGUACAAAUGAGGCUUAUUAAUAAAAAAUGACAUUUCAAUUGGAA
Molecule: messenger RNA, 1017 nt
Organism: Cloeon dipterum
Lineage: Eukaryota; Metazoa; Arthropoda; Insecta; Ephemeroptera; Baetidae
Gene: bigmax
Product: helix-loop-helix-leucine zipper transcription factor bigmax
Exons: 6
Coding region: 91-780 (229 amino acids)
Biological process (GO): regulation of transcription by RNA polymerase II
Cellular component (GO): nucleus
Molecular function (GO): DNA-binding transcription factor activity, RNA polymerase II-specific; RNA polymerase II cis-regulatory region sequence-specific DNA binding; protein dimerization activity
Source: RefSeq, a predicted model, not a curated record